CAUUGUUUGCAAUUUGCAAAAAUGUUUUCUUGAAAAAUUGUUUCUUUUGAUGCUAUUUUAUACCAGUUUUAUGCAUUUGAGAGUAAUUGCUAUCCGUGUAUAUUCAUAAUUAUUUUUGGAAAGCUUUUAAUCAUAACCUUACUGCUUAUGUUUUGAAAUACAUUAUCGUUCUAUUCUUAGUACAAUGUAUUUUGAUAUAACCGGUUACAAUAUUAUAAAAUAUCUCAGACAUUAAUUCUAUUUGUCCACUAUAAACCGUCAGUCAUGAUGGAGUCAUGUUCCCGCUUCACGGCGGCUGAAGGUGGAGCUCGGCUGGCAGCGGCGGCCAGCACCCGAAAUAUUUUAGUUACGGAAUACACUGCUUUUAUACCUAUGAACUUGCUUAUAGAACAUGCAUACAAAAUAAGAGGAACUCUAACAGAUGGCAAGAAGCGCUCCGUAUACUUGACACGACCUUCCAGAACUGAGUGUGUUGCACAUGAGUACAAUAUUUUGACAUCCUUAAAAGUGUGUCGAGCCAACAAGUACAGUGAUGUCGAAAAUUGGAAGGAAGAGGUAGAAGUAAAAGAGCUACUGGUUUGCACAUCUGAAGUAUUGAGUCAAAUUUUAGAGGAAGGUGUCCUGACCAUAUCAAAUAUCAAUGUUCUAAUUAUAGAUAGCUGUCAUCUCAUAUUCCAAGAUCAAAAUCUGCAAAAUAUAAUGAAACACUAUAAAGAAUGUGAGCUAGAAAAACCUAGAAUAUUAGCAUUGACUUACCCACUGUUCACUGCACCUAAAGACGAGGAUGCAGAUACCAUAACUAAUCAUAAUCUUAAUGAUGAAGAAGAAGCAAAAGAUAAAGAAUCUAAAGAUGUAGAAAAUGCAGAUAAAGAAAUAGAAAAAGAUAAGAUAGAGAACGAAAUAGAACAAGAUAAAACAGAGAAAGAAAAAGAUAAUGAAACUAAAACUACUGAGAUAGGUGUUUAUCAAAAUAUGGAUGAUUUUGAUAUGUAUGAAAAAUUAGAAUGGAAAAUUGAGGAGUUGGAAAAAGCUUUGUGUUGUAAGAUGGACUUGGCUGAGGAUAUUGAUGCAGGGAAAAGAUUAGCAAUAACAAUAGCAAAACCUAAGGAGUUGUUAAUAGAAUAUAGACCACCGCUGUCUGCUGAUGAUCAGCAAGUCACGUACCAGGAUUUAGAGGCAUUUAUGAGAAACACAAUCGAAGAUGCAUCAGAUUUUAUUGAUGAGCAUAGAUACGAUCCCACCGAAAUAUAUGGAGAAGAUUUAUAUGAAGAGUUCAAAGAUAUACCAGACCCAACUAUAGAACCUAAGCAGAUAUUUAAGGAAUUCCUAUAUGUACUUGAUCAAUUAGGUCCAUAUGCAGCAGAUAAGGCGGCAUUUACAUUACUAGUUAAGUUAGAAAAGCUUAAAAUAAAAGUGCCUUACGAAAGACAUUUUCUAUUACUGUGUCUAUGCACGUCGGUCUUCGUGAAAAUUCGUAGCUACGCUGACUACGUGUUUUCAAAAUAUGAAUCUGACUGGGAUAAAAUCAGUUCCUUUUCGACGCCUAAAGUAUUAAGAUUUGCUGAAAUUUUGGAACAAUUUAAACCUUUAGACGAUAAGAAUAUCGUAGAUAGUAAUAAAUGUAAUCAAAAUGUAAAUACUCAUAAAGAAGUAGAAGUGGAAAAUGCACAAGAAACCAAUCUUAUAAAUAAUGUAAAUACAACCAAUAUAAAUGGGGAAAAUCAUGCAGACACAGAUGCUGAAAAUGUAAAUAUAGAUAAAGAUAAUACUGAAACUAGCACGCUAGAUGACAAUAAAUCAAUUAGUAAAAGUAUAGAAGAAGUUGACGAUGACAAAUCAAAUUUAGCAAAAGAUGAUGCAAAUAAUUUAGAAAACAAUCAUGAAGAACAAAUUGCUAACAGCAACGACGACAAUACACAAGCGAAUGAUGUAAAUAAUGUAAAUACUUCUAUGAAAAGAUCAAAAACAAGUGAUCUAUUAAAUGUUAUAGAGAGUUGUGAUUUUGCUACAUUAGGUAAUAAAAUAGAAGACAGAGUUAACACUUACGCCGCCAACUUAAAAGAUUUAGAUGAUGUUAGUAUAACAGAUACAACUAAAGAUAAAACAGAAAACGUUGCAAAAGAUACUAAUGAAACAAAUCAAGAACUCAAAGAAAGUGCCAAAUUAGAAUCUCAGGAUGAAAAAGAUAAAUCUACAAUUGACACUCUAAAUGAUUUAGAAAAGGCUGACAGCAAAAUUGAUUGUCAGAAAGGUUUUGGGAAGCGUUCGAAUAGAACGCGCGGGAGAACUAGAGCUCAGAGAAGUAACGUGGCCAAACUACGGCUAAUGCAGCAAAAUCCUGAUGCUCUAUGUGGUAUUGUGUUUAUGAAAGAAGCGCUCAUUGCUAAGAUUAUGUUUAUGUUGAUUGUGGACAUGUCUCGCUCCAGAAGUGCUCUGUCACAACUCUGCGCUCAAUAUUGUGCGUCCGAACCUAAUACAUCAGCUGAGGCGCGUGAGAGCCAGCGGCAGGGCAGAAAACAGGAGGAUGUAUUAAAAAAGUUCCGUAUGCACGAAUGUAACCUUCUGCUGGCUACGCCUGACUUAGAAGAAGGAAUAGACCUGCCCAGGUGUAAUCUGGUCGUUCGUUGGGAUGUGCCGCCAUCAUACAGAUCACACGUUCUAUGUAGAGGCCGAGCGAGGGCGCCGCGGUCCUCUGUGACGUUGCUAGCGAACGCGGAGACAGACAGUAAGGAGUUGAUACACAAUCUCGCCGUGUAUAAGGAGUUGGAUCAGAUAAUCACCAGAAAAUGUGGUUGUGGUAUACAAAAUGAGCCACCGCAGGAAGAAGAAAAUUACGCAGACGUUGUGGCAUAUCUUAUAAAACCAUACACACCAGCUAAUGAAUAUACAGAAGUAAAAAAACAUGCCACAGACGAGGGAAAUGUAACCGAAGACAAUGUUUUUAGUGAAGAUAGUAUAAGUGAUGUAAAAAUAGAAAUAGGAAAUGAUGAUACAACUAAAGAACUUAUAUUUGAUACGAAGAAAGAUGAAUUCAAAGAGACAGAACCGCCCGAUCCCACAGAUCGUAAUGAUGUUCCUGUAAAUAUUGAGGAUACGAUUAAUGGAGUAGCCAUUAAUGAUGGCUUGGAUAAUUUUAAGGAAAUCAAAUAUGAUUUAUGUAACAAGAGUGAAAAGACUGCUGACAUUGCGAGCGUAGAUCUCAGUACAGCUAUUGCACUAAUCAAUAGGUACUGUGGCAAGCUUCCUUCAGACACAUUCACCAGAUUAGCGCCGCAGUGGUGGAUGGAGCGCGUGACGCUGCCGGACCGCUGCGGGCGCGCACGCACUGCGUACGUGUGCACGCUGCGCAUGCCGCUCAACUGCCCCGUCAAGUACAACAUUGUGGGUCAUCCUAUGCCUACCCGAGUUCUGGCUCGUCGUAUGGUGGCGCUGCAGGCGUGCAGGAUACUCCACAAGUCCGGUGAACUAGACGACCAGCUGAUGCCGAUAGGUAAAGAGAACUUCAAGGCGGCGGAAUUGGACAACGACAAUAACAACCUGGAUGACAACGACUCUGCCCGCCCCGGCACCACCAAACGAAGACAGUACUACUACAAGCGGACAGCCUGGGCUUUCACCGAUUGCCAGCCGAUAAUAGACUGUACGGAUAAGGAAAUAGAGGACCACCCAACUCCCACACCAGAGCAACUUAAUAAAAGUCGCAACACAGCGUGGGCGCUGGCUGCUCGGUUGUGGUGCGCGCUGCCGGAGCGGUACAACACGCGCGGCCGCCGACUGCACGCGCCGCAGCACGCCAGGCAGGCGCUGGGACUGAUGGUAGCUGAGCGGGAUGAUAGACAGCUGCAGAUCCCGGCGUUCCCGGUGUACACGCGGUCGGGCGAGGUGCGCGUGUCGGUGGAGCGCGCGCCCGACGCCGACGUCAGACUGUCGCCGAGGAGGGCGAAGCUUAUACGCAGGUUUAUGAAAUUCGUGUUUGCGGACGUGCUGCGCGUGCGACGUCGCGGCAUGCGGCUGCACGCGGACGCCGCACCGCAUAACAACUACUACGUCGUGCCCACUACUAAACGAACGAAAGAAGAUGGAACCACGGUGGUCGACAUAGAUUGGGAGUUCCUAGAGCUAAUCUACAACCACACAGAGGAACAGAAGAGUCAAGAAAUAGACAAGCCGGUGUUAUGGGAAGACGGCGAGACUAAAGAAAAAGAAAAGAAAGAGAAGGAUAGGGAAGUGAAGAAGAUAGAAAAUCCGCUACUAAAGCCCGGGGAGGUAUUUGAGUUUGACGCGGAGAAGUAUAAAGACGCAGUAGUGACACCGUGGUACAGGAAUCAGGAUCAACCACAGUUCUUCCUGGUGGCGGAGAUAUGUUGGAACCUGUCCCCCGAGUCGGAGUUCCCGUCGACGCAGCACGGCAGUUUCCGCACCUACUACCAAUCGAAGUACGGCGCGGAGCUGACGCAGCCCGCGCAGCCGCUGUUGGAUGUGGACCACACGAGUGCAAGACUGAACCUGCUAACACCAAGAUACGUAAACCGCAAGGGCGUGGCUUUGCCCGUAUCGUCGGAGCGUACGCGCCGCAACAAGCGCGACAGACUCGACCAGAAACAGAUCCUAGUGCCGGAGCUCUGCCGCAGGCAUCCCUUCGCCGCGCCGCUCUGGUUCGCGACUGUUGCGUUACCCUGCGUGUUGUACAGGAUAAACGCGUUACUCAUAGCUGACGAGAUCCGUCGGGCGGUCGCGAUAGACGUCGGACUGGGUAUACCGCGGAUCGACGAGACCACCUGCCCCGGCUUCCAGUGGCCGCCGCUAGACUUUGGAUGGAGUUUGGCUGAGGUGCUGAGCACGGAUGAAAAAUCAGAUAAAAAGAACGAUGAUGAUGAUGAAACAGCAAAUACGGAUGAAAAGCAAAGUGCCAUAGAAAACCAGAAUGAUGAUGAUGACAGCAAUAAGACUGAAAACAAAAAAGAAGGGGAAGUCAAAGAGAAAACGCUAAACGACAUCUUACAGGAGAAAGAAGCUGAAAGUGGAUUCGAGAUCGGCACAUGGAGCAAUGAGAUGGCAUCAUCUAUCCCGGAUACGGUGGAGUUCGAUGAGUUCCUCGAGCCGCUGCCCGCCAACCUCACCUUCUGCACCUCCGCCUCAGGAGGAGCCAACUGGUCGGAGCCAGUAGAGAAGCCGAGAAACCAGUACAACCCCACCAGAGCUUAUUCUGUUGCAGAUAGCGAUUACUCAUAUAUGUCAAGUGACUUCGAUACGGAUUCAGAAUUUAAUACUGACGGUAGCGACGAAGACACUGACUCAAGCGGCUUCAACGGCAAAAAUGCUUUUGCCAUGGGCGUGCGCAUAGAGUACAAAACGGCGCACGAGGCCGAGGCGGUGGAUAUAGAGAGACGCAAACCGGUCGCGCCCGCGCCGCAGCCCGACGCGGCGGACGACGCACGUGACGUCGCCGUGUUCAAGACCUUGUUGAGAGAGGGUGUGCCGCCGGAUGAACACAUCAAAAAAUUCAAAGACUCUGUAGCACAACACAAGAAGGAUAUAGCACAAAACAGUCUAAUAGCAACAGACGAACCUGUUAAAGAUCUACUACCAGAUGUACCUGAAAAGCAGAAACUAGAUAAAGAUACAGUUAGUAAAGUAAUAAAAAUCAAAAAUAAAGAAAGUGAAAAAGACAUUAUUGAGAAGCCCGUUCAAGAUGAAUACUACGAGAAAGAAAUAGAAACCAACGACAAUGAAAGUGCAAAAGGUAAAAAACAAAAAGUAGAUAAAGAUAUCAUUAGUAGCAAAGAAACUGAUAAAGCAACUGAAACGGAGACAGAACAAAAAGAAGUUGAGGCAGCCAUCAACGGAGAAGAUUUGAAAAAAGAACUAAAAACAAAUGACUGUUCAAAGAAAUCUGAUAAAAUGUUGGAAGAAAUAUUCCCGUACAAAGGUAUCAACGUCUAUGAAAACAUAUCCUUAGAAGAAAUAGAAAAGAACAAAAGAAUACUUCUAGAUGAAUUGAAGAAAUCUCUGCCAGAAGACGAAAUAAAGAAAAUGAACUGUUUCUCAAUGAAAGACAUCAAUAUAGACUCACCAGAUUAUGUCAACGAAAAAGUUGAAAACGUCGGCUUCGAUUCCAAAGAGAAAUAUCAAGAGGUGGUCAACUCGUGGAAGGAUCAGUACGAAUAUAAGCCGUAUUACAUGGACGGUAAAGGUCAGAAUGGGAAGGAGUUCGACUUUGAUUUCCAACCGGAUUUGGAAGGUCAUCCUGGACCCAGCCCGAGCGUUAUUUUGCAGGCGCUGACGAUGUCUAACGCUAACGACGGCAUCAACCUGGAGCGGCUGGAGACGAUCGGCGACAGUUUCCUCAAGUUCGCCAUCACCGCGUAUCUGUACUGCGCCCACCCCGCCGUCCACGAGGGGAAACUCUCGCAUAUGCGGAGCAAGCAGGUAUCGAACUUAAACCUGUAUCGACUCGGUCGCAACAAACGUCUCGGCGCGCGCAUGAUCGCGUCCAAGUUCGAGCCGCAUGACAACUGGCUGCCGCCGUGCCACCGUCCGCCGCCCACGCUGCACGCCACGUCUGACCCGAAGGACUCUGCGGCGAUAGCGGACGCACCGCACGACAGCACUGGUUGUUUCAUACCGUACAACUUGAUCACACAACACAGCAUACCAGAUAAAUCAAUAGCGGACUGCGUAGAAGCUCUUAUAGGCGCGUACUUACUAGAGUGCGGGCCGCGCGGCGCUCUGCUGUUCAUGUCGUGGCUGGGCAUCCGCGUGCUGCCGCAACACCUGCUGCAACUGCCGCCCGACCACCCGCACGUGCUGCGAGAGACACGCGAGCAGAAGACAGAGACACAGCCAGCUCCACCUCAACCCCCACCAGCAACUGAAGCCCCCGAAGCGACAGACUCGGAGUGGUCAGACGGGGGGGAGGGAUGCGAGGCGGGGGGCGAGGGGGAGUUGCCGCGCGACUGGAGCUGGCCCGGCCGCGCUGUCGGCUCGCUGAGACCGUAUCAAGACGAAGAUGGACAGUGGGUGCAGCCGAUAUUCGGUGCGUUGAAAGCGCCACCAUCGCCGCUGCUGCGGUACAUCGACAACCCGGAAGGCGAGCUUGAACAGAUGCUGUCAGGGUACGAGGCGCUGGAGGAGGUGCUGCAGUACCGGUUCCGCGACCGCGCGCUGCUGCUGCAGGCGCUGACGCACGCGUCGCAUGCCCCCAACCGCCUGACGGACUGCUACCAGAGGUUGGAGUUCCUGGGCGACGCUAUAUUGGAUUACCUUAUAACUCGUCAUCUAUUCUGCGACGGUCGGCGGCAUUCUCCGGGCGCGCUCACCGACCUCCGCUCGGCGCUCGUCAAUAACACAAUCUUCGCCACGCUCGCUGCGAGACACGGCUUCCAUAAAUAUUUCCGUCACAUGUCGCCCGGGCUGAACGAGGUGCUCGCCAAGUACGUACGGAUACAGGAGGAGAACGGGCAUUCUAUCAGCGAGGAGCAUUACCUGAUCCAAGAAGACGAACUAGAACAAGCAGAAGACGUGGAGGUUCCGAAGGCCUUAGGCGAUCUGUUUGAAUCCGUCGCUGGGGCUAUCUUUUUGGAUUCCGGCAUGUCACUAGGCGCAGUAUGGCGGUCGUACGGCGCGCUGAUGGGCGCCGAGUUAGAGGCGUUCUCCGCCGCCGCGCCCAAAUCACCAGUCAGAGAGCUGCUGGAGGCUGAACCGGAUACCGCCAAGUUCGGUAAACCGGAGCGUCUGGCGGACGGGCGUCGCGUGCGAGUCUGCGUGGAGGUGUUCGGACGCGGCGCCUUCAAGGGCGUCGGCCGCAACUACCGCAUCGCUAAGGGCACGGCCGCACGGUGCGCGUUACGACACCUCAAGCGACGUCAUUAGGCGCUAUACACAUGGUGCGAUGCGUUGCUCAUUGUAUAAUAAGUUCAAGAGCAUCGGCCACAACUACCGCAACGCUAAGGGCACAGCCGCACGGUGCGCGUUACGACACCUCAAGCGACGACAUUAGGCGCUAUACACAUGGUGCGAUGCGUUGCUCAUUGUAUAAUAAGUUCAAGAGCGUCGGCCACAACUACCGCAUCGCUAAGGGCACGGUCGCACGGUGCGCGUUGCUACAUCUCAAGCGGCGGCAUGAGGCGUUAUACACAUUGUGCGAUGCGUUGCUCAUUGUAUAAUAAGUUCAAGAGCGUCGGCCACAACUACCGCAUCGCUAAGGGCACGGCCGCACGGUGCGCGUUACCACACCUCAAGCGACGACAUUAGGCGCUAUACACAUGGUGCGAUGCAUUGCUCAUUGUAUAAUAAGUUCAAGAGCGUCGGCCACCUCAAGCGACGAUAUUAGGCGCUGAAGGGCACGGCCGCACGGUGUGCGUUGCUACAUCUCAAGCGGCGGCAUUAGGCGUUAUACACAUGGUGCCAUGCGUUGUUCAUUGUGUUAUAAAAAUAUUUUUUGUGAGCCUGAAAUGACGACAAAGGCGCGUUACGUGAUUAGAUAAGUCCAGCUGCGCUCUUUUCGUGUCUGGAAUGUCAUUAUACCUUAUAGUCUU
Messenger RNA from Aricia agestis (brown argus), 8537 nucleotides. RefSeq names its product endoribonuclease Dcr-1 (gene Dcr-1). The record is from RefSeq and is a predicted model, not a curated record. NCBI's taxonomy places the organism in Eukaryota, Metazoa, Arthropoda, Insecta, Lepidoptera, Lycaenidae. Gene Ontology annotation, biological process: pre-miRNA processing; apoptotic DNA fragmentation; siRNA processing. The coding region runs from base 265 to 7872 and encodes 2535 amino acids. The transcript is spliced from 42 exons. Gene Ontology annotation, cellular component: RISC complex; nucleus; cytoplasm. Gene Ontology annotation, molecular function: protein binding; ribonuclease III activity; RNA binding.